CGUCCAUAGCUCACGGUGGAGCCACGUGAAUUUGUGUGGUGCUUCGGUCUGGCAUGUGCGUCAUGUGGACACAGGUAUGAAGGAGGACAACCUGUGGUACUUACCCUGGGUGGUCCGCCCCGAUCUGUUACAUGGAACGCAGUACCAUAUUUCGCCAUCUCUCGGCGUUAUCAGAAGACGCCGUCGUACGACUUUAUCCACUGCUGUUACUGUUCAACAUUGCGGAUGUCAGCGUCAGUCGGACAUCGAACACAGACCCCCGGAAGUUCCUUCUGCUCAUCAUUACCAUCACACUGAUUACCGAUGGAAACACUGUGAUGGCAGUACAUCUCGACAUCAUGAGGCGAAUCAAAGGAUUCACAGCAGAGGUGUGGAACAUUAUCUCAACUCCUGGGGAAGAGUUUAAUGCCGAUCCGUGUUCAUUCGAUCGAUUUUUGGCGGGGUUUGCUGACGUCUCGGCUCUGGGAAGAAAACAUUUUCUGGCAGAAACGCUAUUAGGGUCAUGGAGGCAAAUAAGGUGUGGUGGGUUUCGAAUGUAGCACGAAUGGCAGAGAUGGGAAAUUCCUACAAAGUUCUACUCGUAACCUGAAGGUACGAUAUCAUUUAAGAGACGUCACUGGCUUAUGGAUAAAAGGAAUGAGACGCAUACUAUGUAAACCUUAUACAUUAACGACGUAGGAACUGAGACAGGGAGCUGAGAAAUAAUGAUUGUGGUAUGGACAGUAUAU
Messenger RNA from Zootermopsis nevadensis, 728 nucleotides. The record is from RefSeq and is a predicted model, not a curated record. Lineage: Eukaryota; Metazoa; Arthropoda; Insecta; Blattodea; Termopsidae.